Messenger RNA from Andrographis paniculata, 1646 nucleotides. RefSeq names its product protein trichome birefringence-like 4. Gene Ontology annotation, cellular component: Golgi apparatus. The transcript has 4 exons. Lineage: Eukaryota; Viridiplantae; Streptophyta; Magnoliopsida; Lamiales; Acanthaceae. Gene Ontology annotation, molecular function: O-acetyltransferase activity. The record is from RefSeq and is a predicted model, not a curated record. The coding region runs from base 87 to 1520 and encodes 477 amino acids.
GUAGCUGUACUAUUUCUUAACUAACUGCUCCUCCAUCUCCAUCUCCAUCUUCAUCUCCAUCUCCAUCUCCAUCUUCAUCUUCCGUGAUGGACUACUCAUCAAUCUUCAAGAAUCUCCCCGGCACAGUCCUGGUCUUGCAGUCCUCAAGAAGCUUCUUCUCCGCCUCCUCAAGAUCAACAUCCCACUACCUCUUCACCAUCCUCAUCGCCCUCAUCCUCAUCAUCACCGUCUUCUUCUUCUCCGCCUCCGGCCCCGCCUCCCCCGCCGUCAUCUCCUACACCAGUCUCGCCUCCCGCCGCCUCCACUCCCCCUCCCUGUCCCCUUCCCACCCUUACACCAGCUGCACCGUCUCCGCUGUCCCCCUGCCCUCCCCCCCUCCUCCUCCUCUCACCGCCCUUCCCACACACACCCUCGACAUUCUUCACAACAAUGACGACGACGACGACGACCCGCAGCAGCCCACUUCUUGCAACGUGUUCGACGGCAGUUGGAUUCAGGACGAAGGAAUGGAGCCAUUGUACAGGCCCGGAACCUGUCCCUUCGUCGACGAAGCUUUCAAUUGCUUCGACAACGGUCGCCCCGAUUCGGACUACCUCAAGUUCAAAUGGAAACCUCGUGCUUGCGAAAUCCCAAGAUUCGAUGGCCUCAAAAUGCUCGACCUUCUGAGGGGGAAACAGUUGGUGUUUGUGGGGGAUUCACUCAACAGGAACAUGUGGGAAUCCUUCGUCUGUGCAAUUUGGGAGUCUUUACCUAAUAAGACCAACGUCGUCCAAGUCUCCGGCAGCCGCCAGUUCAGAACCCAAAGAUUCUAUUCCAUCAAAUUCCAGGAUUUCAACUGCUCUAUAGACUUCGUCAAGUCCCCCUUCCUCGUUCAAGAAUGGAAGUUCUUGGACAAGACCGGAAUUCGCAGAGAAACUCUGAGAUUGGACGUUAUGGAAAGCUACCACAACGAGUAUAUGGAUGCCGAUAUUGUGGUUUUCAACACAGGUCACUGGUGGACUCACAAGAAAACCUAUCAGGGGAAGUACUACUUCCAAGAAGGUGCUCAUGUAUACAGCAGACUGAAAGUGGCAGAUGCAUACAAGAAGGCCCUGCAGACGUGGGCUAAAUGGGUUGAUUCCACCAUUAACACCACCAGGACCACCAUCUUCUUUCGAAGCUACUCCUCCUCCCACUUCAAAGGUGGGCGAUGGGACUCAGGAGGGAGUUGCGACGGCGAGACGAAACCAAUCACCGAGGAAGCUCAUCUGGCGCCGCAUCCAUGGAUGGCGAGGGCCUUAGAAUCCGUUUUAUCGAAGAUGAAGACGCCGGUUCAGUACCUGAACAUAACUAGGAUGACAGACUACAGAAAAGAUGGGCACCCUUCAGUAUACAGGCAAUCAGCUUCAUCAGGGAGCCAUGACCAUGUCUUGGCUUCCCAGGACUGCAGCCACUGGUGCCUUCCUGGUGUGCCAGACUCCUGGAAUCAGUUGCUUUAUGCAAUCUUAAUUAAGUCCCAGAAAGAGAUUUCUCCUGUUUGACACCAGCACUCGCUGAUCUUGUUUCUGCAUUACAGGAUAUGAGGAAUCUUCUGCAUUCUUUGUAAUUGAGUUGGAUUCAAUUGAAUGAGGAAAAGAAAAAAGCAACGAUUUUUAGAGCAACUUGCA